AUGGAAUUUUCUGCAGUGGAAGAAGAGGGAGACUACAUGGGCGAAAAACUUCUGGUUUCAACAAGACGCUGUGACAAGUUGGUCGCCCGCCUUGGGUUGUGGGGUCGUGUUCUCCUCCUCUCCCUUCUUCGGGUGAUGGAUAAAAAAAAAGAAAAGGGCAAAACCCGACAACGAGCCUCGAGCAUUGCGCGCGUAGACUGGUUGCCGGGUUUCAUCCUUUUUUUCCCUCAUCCUCACUCUUCUUUUUCUCUCAAGUUCAAAGCCCCUGAGCAUGAUAUUUCAGGCCUCCAGGUUCAGCGCCUCGGGACGUAA
Molecule: messenger RNA, 312 nt
Organism: Trypanosoma theileri
Lineage: Eukaryota; Euglenozoa; Kinetoplastea; Trypanosomatida; Trypanosomatidae
Exons: 1
Coding region: 1-312 (103 amino acids)
Source: RefSeq, a predicted model, not a curated record